Molecule: messenger RNA, 2972 nt
Organism: Haemonchus placei
Lineage: Eukaryota; Metazoa; Nematoda; Chromadorea; Rhabditida; Trichostrongylidae
Source: the annotation of a GenBank genome assembly
CUGCCGAGAUGAUGGCUUAUUUGUCAACAUACUACAAGAAAACUAUGCUUGGAUGGGGUUUUCUAAUUGACCCCAUAUUCAGCGAUAACGACCGUUUUCCAUAUCUCACAAAAGUCAUACCAGAUUCACUAAAAAUGAUGGAAACAUUGGUGCCAUUGUUCCGAAUGUUUGAAUGGAAUCGUGUAGCUAUCUUUUAUACCCCAAACGAAGUGCAGUACUGCGACACAAUCAUCGACGAUGCUGACACAGCAUUCGGUGAUGACUCGACGUAUGUGAUAAAUAUCGUGCAGAAAGUUACAUGGGAUGGUCAGGACAACGAUUACAUAAGAGAUCAAUUGCAUCGUACUAAAAACAAUGCAAGAAGUCAAGUAGCGAGAGGUAAUAGAGUGGCAAACAUGAGAUUGGAGAUCCACUGUGACGAAUUUCAGGUGGACUUAAAUGGUGACGACGUCGAUCCACAAAAGCUAAAAGAUUUCCGUGAGAACGUGGUUGCACGAGUACGAAACGAUCCACUGUAUUGUGACACGCAAGCGUGUUUAUCGAAUGAUGGAAAGACGAUGGCGACGUGGGCACGGCACCUUCAUGAUGUCUUCUAUUUAUACGGAUUGGCUUUGAAUGAUUCACUAACAAUGGAUCCUUCCGGAGGACAUUCUAACGCCUCUACUCUCACAGAAGCGAUGAAACGAAGUUUCGUAGGACUGACCGGAUUGGUUACCAUAAACGCAAAUGGAUCACGUAUUCCACUGUUUUCGGUCUACGUCCUUGAUGACAACUUCAAUCAAGUCACUGCUAUCAAUUUCACGAUUACUGAUGGAGUAGCCGUAAUUACCGCUCGAUACCGCUGGACCAAAACCAUUGCUGAUCUUUUUGAGGUAAUGACGAAAGGCUACACAGAUGAAGCAACAACUCUUUGGGGAACUCGAGGUGGCCGUCGACCGCUCGUUCGUCCGAAAUGUGGCUACACGGGAGCUGAUUGUCCUAAGCCAUUCUGGGAGCAGCAUGGCAUAUAUGUAGUGGUUGGAGCAGGGCUAAUAGCAAUUUUACUGAUUGCGACGGUGGUAUUAAUUGUUUACGCUGUAAGAAUUCGUAAGGAAGAGGAAAAGCAGCAGCGUUCACUAUGGCAGAUCCCUUCUAUGAAGCUGAGAAAGCCACCAACUUCGCGAGAACUUCAACAAGAGAGCAAACGUUCACUACAGUCGGGUCCAUCGACGAUAACAGGAGACUCAAGACUUACACAAUCGAAUUUCGGCGACUACGAGAUCUAUUUUCUUGAAAAUGACGCUGUUCUGACUAAAACAUAUCCAGCAGUUGGACUGACAGACGAUGACAAGUCUAUAUUUCCACAGAUGAGGAAAUUGGAUCACGACAAUGUUAAUCGAUUUGUUGGGCUUUCGAUUGAUGGCUCCGAAUAUAUAGCUGUUUGGCGGAUGUGUUCCAGAGGUACCCUACAGCGAAUCAGGUCACUGUUACAGGAGCUUAUUUCGAAGGGCUCAUUGUGGUUUGAUCCGUUUUUCAUGCUAUGUAUAAUGAGGGAUAUCGCUGAGGGUACUCGCUUCCUGCAAAACUCGAUUAUUGGUUGUCACGGUCGUCUCUCUUCGAGAAGUUGUUUGGUGACUGACAGCUGGCAAGUUAAAAUAUCAGACUAUGGCACCGAUUCUUUGCGAGAGGAUGAACGACUCAAGAAAAGACGUCUAUUAUGGCUAGCUCCUGAACAUCUACGAUCUCCGGAGACCUCCAUGAAAAAGUCAAAAGAAGGCGACAUAUACUCUUUUGCUAUUGUUGCCUCUGAGGUUGUAACGCGGAAAGCGGCAUGGAACUUGCAUGAACGGAAAGAACGCAUUGACGAACUGCUUUAUAUGUUAAAAAAGGGAGGACCUGCACCACCGCGACCAGAUCUCAAUGUUGACGGCGAAAUCAAUGUGGCAGUGCUUCACCUCAUACGAGACUGCUGGAACGAAAAACCGGCGGACCGCCCAAAUUGCGAAACUCUGUGCAAUAUGUUAAAGGCGAUAAUGCCAGACAAGAAAUCCAAUUUAAUGGAUCAUAUGUUCGACAUGUUGGAAGACUACACCACAACACUUGAGUUGGAUGUCGAGGAGCGAACAAAGCAAUUGCAGGAGGAAAAGAAGAAGGCUGACAUUCUUUUGGGAAAGAUGCUGCCCAGGCAAGUGGCGGAUCGCUUGAAAUUGGGACAAGCAGUGGAACCAGAGAGUUUCGAUAGCGUCACAGUAUUCUUUUCCGAUGUGGUUAAAUUUACUCAACUAGCUGCUAAAUGCACACCGUUUCAAGUUGUAAACCUUCUCAACGACCUCUACAACGGGUUUGAUUCAAUCAUUGAGGAGCACACUAUAUACAAGGUAGAGUCGAUUGGUGAUGGCUAUUUGUGCGUCUCUGGUCUCCCGGUGAGGAAUGGUACAGCUCAUAUCAAGGAGAUAGCUGAGCUGUCACUAUCGUUCAUGAAGUUUGUGGAAGAGUUCAGAAUACUUGCUCUUCCGAGAGAAAGAGUACAACUUCGAAUCGGACUAAAUUCCGGCCCUUGCGUCGCCGGUGUCGUUGGCCUGAGUAUGCCUCGCUACUGCCUAUUCGGAGACACUGUGAACACUGCAUCACGAAUGGAAAGCAAUGGAAAACCUGGUCACAUUCAUAUGUCCAAGGGAGCGCACGACUUGCUUGUUAACGAAUACCAUGCAGAUUACGAGACACAGUCAAGAGGAGAAGUAAUUAUAAAGGGAAAAGGUGUGAUGGAGACAUUUUGGUUGAUUGGCCGUCGAGCCGCUUCCUCUGCUGGACUUCCAUCUGAAGAACGUGCGGAGCAGAAAACAGAAAAGCAUUCCGAGCAGCUCAAAGACGAUCCAAACAACCCAGCAGAGCUGAGUGCUCCAGAGACGACGCCACCAUCGACUCCGGGCUCUGUUUCCUCGAAUACAAUGUACAAAGAAUAUUUGCGUAGUAACACUAUUGAAGCAUAUUAG